Phyllopteryx taeniolatus (common seadragon) is the source of this 2400-nucleotide messenger RNA. RefSeq lists its product as uncharacterized. Lineage: Eukaryota; Metazoa; Chordata; Actinopteri; Syngnathiformes; Syngnathidae. The record is from RefSeq and is a predicted model, not a curated record. The coding region runs from base 775 to 1362 and encodes 195 amino acids. The transcript is spliced from 3 exons.
GUGUCAUUUAUUUGUUCCCUGAAUACUGGCGAAAUCAGAUAGUAGCAAACCUGCCAUCUUGUCUGCAUCUGUUGACCUACACCAGCAUUGGCACGGUUGCUGUGGGCUUUGCUGGCACAGAAGCGGAGGUUUACUUCCCCUUUGAAAGAACGUAUGUUUAGUUUGGUCUUCGGUCCAGAUAAAACAGCAUCACAAAGGUCGGACUGUCUGCUCUAUCUCUGCAUCUGGCAUGUUAUCCCCUGAUUUAAAUUACCUUGAUUUGGUGCAUUUAUCUUACAACAUUAUUGACGCUCUAUGCAGGUUUUGCUGCUUUAUUCUUCAUGAUAUUUAAUGAUGUUUAUAGACUCAGGAAGAUACAGUACAUGUAACGGCUCUACAUGAUUUCGACGCACGCUCGUCUCUAAAGUCUCGGGGAAAAAAAGAAUUCCUUGACUAGUUUCCUGUAACCAUGGCGAUAGGAAGUGCACUGUAUCCUGUUGUUUUUUUCAGCUUCCCCCCAAUUGUACAUGCCUGGAAUUUUGCAUGCAUUACUUGAAAGCUGCACAAACGCAUAGCCAGUGCACUCUUGCUGUGUUGGAGGCCAUUUGAAGAUAGCCAUUGCAGCCAUCAUGGAUUAUACCAAGUAACACCUCUGUUGAUCAAACCUGGUAGUGAUGCAAGUUAGAGCUGAGGGUUCCAACAGCACUUCUGCCAAGAUCUUGCCACAUCCUGAGACAGCUGUGCUCGCCGCCAGCCCAGGUCCAAGCCCAAGCCGUUGUCAGACCCAAAGAAGAGAUGGAGACGGCACAGCCCCCCAGGACCUGUAGCUCAUCUGAAGCAGCUGGGAAAUCCUGCUGGGGUUUGGAUGCCAGACUGGUGAUGCUUCUGGUGACUCUAGCCGGAGCUGGCAUCCUGUUGCUUCUGUACAGACUAUUACAAACACGACACAGGUUGAGGAUGGCGAGUGCAAGACAUGCUCUGGAGUAUUACAGCUUCUACCACACGGCCACCUACACGUUCAAACAGCCAUCAUCAUAUGAGAAGCUUCCGAAUGGCAAAGUUCCACACACCAUUCCACCUGUCCAAACUGUCGCCAUUGCAAGACCUGCUGUCACCACCCCACUGCCACCCCUUCCGGUACCCCUUCCAGUGCCACUCCCCCCGGCUCCUGUCCAUCCUGCAGUACCUUCACUCCAGAUGACGCCGCCUCUCCUGACUCCUCCCGUGCCCGUGAUCGACACCGCCGCACCAAGCCCCCACCAGUCAUGGGGUGCCUGCUCAGACGUCGAUGUGUACUCUCGUAUUGGAGCUUACAGGCCCUCCAGGCUCUCGAGCCUUUCUAGCCAUUCGAAGGUCAUUCUUUUCGAACACUCCUCUCUUUGACCUGAGCGUACUAUUUAUCAUGAAGUCUGAUUUCCUUCUUCCCCUUCAUAUUACUAGUUGCUUGACAGCAUAUUAGUUGCUGUCAAGUAAUUAUUAGGGCUGUCAAUCGAUUAAUAUUUUUAAAUCGGAUUAAUCACACUUUGGAAUUUUUAAUCACUGGUGCCAAAUAUACCACACACAGUACCACGUUUGGCUUUGAGAUGGUAUUUUAAACUUGUUGUGCUUCAUAUUACUAUAUUACGGUCUGUUCAUUGUAGGCAUGGGCGUGUACUGAUACCAGGUAUCGUAUCGGGCCGAUAGUGGCCUUAUUUCAAGGUAAUGGAUACUUGUGAAGGCUGCUGAUACCACCCACUGAUACUUAAGGCUAAUAAAAGGCUAAUAAAAUCUGACAUUGAGUUACUCGUCCUCACCAGUAGUUGGCACCACACUGCAGGGAUUUCACACAUUGGCAAAUAAUCAAGUGCGUCAUAAAGAAAGAGAAAGGUCUUUGUUUUCAACUGUCAUUGUGUUAAUUAAAAUGUUAUGUAUCAAAGUAGUAGUGGUAUUAGUAAUCGGUAUCGGUGAGUAGUCAAAAGAGUGGAUACUCGUGCAGGUGUUGGUUAAUCCCUAUAACGUGUUUACGCUCCUUCUGCAUCACUUCUGUGUUACGUUCCCCAAAACAACUGCAAGAGUAGUACUUGACAUUCAGAAGUAUGACAUUUAACAUUAAUAUGCUGUAGAUAUUGCUGCUGAGAAGACAAUGGCCCAAUUUCAUGAUAAAAUGAUUGGAGGCUUAUUUUCCAUGGAAAUGUACUUUUUCCACGAAAUCAAACAGAAUAGAAUAAAUGAAAAAGCCAUUUGCUAUAUAUUUUGAAUCCUAAAUAUUAAUUUAUAUCUUUGAAAUUGACCAAUUGUGUGUGCAUGCAUAAUGCUUGUAUGCAUGGCUUUGUGAAGUUCCAUGUUUUUUUGUUUUUUUUUUUAAAACAUGGUGAAUCAUUGUACAGUGUUUGUGUGAACAAUAGUUUGGGUACAGAAAGUAAAUGUGCCUUCUAUAAAGCA